UGGACAGGCGCUUAUCUUGAAAGUGAGAUAGGACAGUUAGGGAAGCCAAAAAGAAAAAAAAGAAAAAACUGAAGCGGAGUCUACACAGUACUAUUCUGUGACGAUGAUAGUAUUUGCUCGACGCGAGUUGGACUACAGGAGAAAAUCGAACAUGAGAUGACACAAGGAACUUUUUCCGUUUUUUCAGAGCGGCAAAUUUGGAUUUUUCCUGCAUGUUCAACUUACAGGGAUAUCCUGGAGUACCUCAGAGGAAGACAAAAAGACUAAGUGUGUAUGUGUGUGAGGUUGGAAGUGAUCCUCACCGUUCACACAGCCCUUUACACAAAGAAAGGAACGCAUACUUCUUUGUUAAUGAACUCCAAUAACUAGGACUGUCAAUCCCUUGAAAAAAGACACCAUGGCAAAAAACUUCUCGUGUAAGAACCAAACAACAAACGUAACCCUUGACCCGUGUGGAGAUGACGACACACUGCAGGUCCCGCUGGCAGUGAGCUACUCUAUAAUCUUCAUCCUGGGUCUAGUCGGGAACCUGGUGGCUCUGUGGGUUUUUUUCUGCGUCCACUCCAAGAAGAACUCUGUUCGAGUGUUUCUCAUUAACAUUGCAUUUGCAGACCUGCUGCUGGUGGUCUGUCUGCCAUUCAGGAUACUCUAUCACAGCCAAGGUGACAAAUGGAAUCUGGAUCCCACCCUGUGUAAAGUAGUGGGACACCUCUUCUACAUGAACAUGUACAUUAGCAUCACUCUGUUAGGGCUGAUCAGUGUGGAUCGCUACUUUAAGAUCCACCAAAGUGUAGGAAUGCAGCGCAAACUCUGCUCCACAAAGCUCAGCUUCGCCCUGUGUGCCAUCGUCUGGAUUGUGCCCGCUUGUAUCAUUUCAGUGAUGGUGUUAUCAAAGAAUGACUCUCCUCAUGUGGGCAGGUGUUUCCACUACAAGAAGCUGGAUGAGACAAAGUGGAAGGCUUACAUCAACAUGUGUAUGGUGGUUCUUUUUUGGUUAGUCUUCAUCUCUCUCAUGAUGUCCUACGGGAAGAUCGCACUCAAGCUGCUGAGGACAUCACAAGCAAAUCCAGAUCUGCCCAACUCCACUCGCUACACUCGAACCGCCAAGAAGUCCUUCUUCAUCCUCUUUCUCUUCUGCAUCUGUUUUGUGCCCUAUCACGUGGUCAGAGUGUUUUACAUAAAAACGCAGAUCACAGACACUUCGUGUUUCUGGAUGUGUGUCGCUGACAAAACCAACGAGGUGGCUCUGCUGUUUUCUGCCCUCAAUAGCUGCCUGGACCCUGUCAUGUACUUCCUGUUAUCCUCUUCAGUGAGGAAGGAGGUGCUGCGCUUGGUGAACAACGUGAUCUGCUUAAGAGAUGUUACAGGCAUCAGUGGGAGCAGCUCCACUGCUGAGAUGGAUAGUAGAAAUGGGAGGACUGACAGAGAACACCCAAACACCAGUCUAAUUAGUAAUACAAAGAUAGAAAGUGGUUUAUAAAUCCCCACACAGCAGAGCGAUAACUCUACUAACGUAAACAACAUGUAAAUAUGACAGAAGCCAGCAGAAGAAGAGGAGCGUGACAGGGCAGCUGCUGCUCUUGCCUGUGCGCCUUUACUUGGUGCUUACCUAAGAAAAACCUUUGAACUAAGGCUUAUUUUGAAAAGGUUUAGGACGACUUCACAUUAUUUUAUGCAGAGGAAAAGUACUGGCUCUGUUACACUGUAGGGCCUAUGAUUAGUCCUGUGAUUAAACAUUUGUGUCAUGAUGGGAGUGGGCUCUUUCCACUGAACCUCAAUAUAUAAGACUUGGAACGACAGAGGAAUAUCUAUCUUCACCAGAAACUUGGACACGCAGUGACAAGGAACACUGAA
Neolamprologus brichardi is the source of this 1854-nucleotide messenger RNA. RefSeq names its product G protein-coupled receptor 34b (gene gpr34b). The record is from RefSeq and is a predicted model, not a curated record. Gene Ontology annotation, biological process: G protein-coupled receptor signaling pathway. Gene Ontology annotation, cellular component: membrane. NCBI's taxonomy places the organism in Eukaryota, Metazoa, Chordata, Actinopteri, Cichliformes, Cichlidae. Gene Ontology annotation, molecular function: G protein-coupled purinergic nucleotide receptor activity.